Entrophospora sp. SA101 is the source of this 303-nucleotide messenger RNA. The record is from the annotation of a GenBank genome assembly. NCBI's taxonomy places the organism in Eukaryota, Fungi, Glomeromycota, Glomeromycetes, Entrophosporales, Entrophosporaceae.
AUGACUAACACGCCUUUAAGAAAACAAUUGUUGAAAUUUUUAGAACGGGGUAGCUGUGCUCUUCAAAAUUGGAAAAACACGCCAUCAAAAUGUCAGAUUAUAGAGGCAUAUAGAACGAAACUUUCGCCUGAAUUUACAGGAAUUACCGUACAACAUUUAUUACUUUGUCUGGCUCUUUAUCUGCAGCUCGGUGAUAAGAAUUCUACAGCGGAAAUUGUGGAAGACGUUGAUAUUUUCAAUCAAUUGUGUGAUUUGGUUUUUUCAAAUCCAAAUUUAUUAAAACAGAUAUCUACAGGGAGUUAG